Messenger RNA from Thermochaetoides thermophila DSM 1495, 2346 nucleotides. RefSeq lists its product as uncharacterized. The record is from RefSeq and is a predicted model, not a curated record. Bases 1 to 2346 code for a protein of 781 amino acids. The transcript has 2 exons. Gene Ontology annotation, cellular component: nucleus. Lineage: Eukaryota; Fungi; Ascomycota; Sordariomycetes; Sordariales; Chaetomiaceae. Gene Ontology annotation, biological process: rRNA processing.
AUGACCGCACCGCCCGACCUCCGGGUGGUCUGCCACAGACUAGCCUCAACACCUGUCGACAGCCUGCCUCGUCUAUGCCCAUUGCUUAUCAAUCAUGUCCUUCGCUGCGGCGGCCCCCUUUCAGAACCUCAAGAUGCUAAGGGCAAAGACAGGACUUCUGAGACGGCCAUGCUUGUCCACAAAUUCAGAACUCAUAUCACUUCCCUGCUCACUGGCAAAAGCCCGGCCGGCCGUUUCACAGCAGUCUGUUUGAUUAAGGCUGUCAUUGAUGUUGGAGGUUGGGAAAGUCUGCGGUCAGCAGAGCCCUGGAUCCGCGGGUUGAUCGGGGUUCUUCAGAAACCCGAUCCUUUAUCCUCAAAAGAGCUGAGCAUCGUCACUCUAACUAAGCUUUACAUCCUCCUCCAGGACUACCAGACUCUCAUUCGUGAGAUGGCCACGCCAACCCUUCCCGGAUAUGCAACGGCCUGUCUGCAGCUCAUCAAGCCCCCAGCUUCAGGGCGGCCCCUUAAGGUGCCCCUGAACUUCGUUGACACAGUCGCAUGGUCACUUUCCAAGCUUGUGGUCCUCUACUCUACCACUAUGCGCCCAUUUUCCGGCCAAAUCAAGUCUGCACUCAGGCCUUAUAUUGCUCCUACUUCGUCUGAUAAUGUUGUGGUUCCCCAGAGCUUGAAGGAGAACUCACGGAAUCUGUUAAUCCUGCUUACCUACACGGCUCCGAAAAAUGGUAGCAGUGAUGAAUGGGUCAAGGCCAUCAGGGCGACAAUACUUGACUGCCACACUACCGCCGACCAGGUUUUCCGAGCCGUACGCGAGUCAUGGGAGUCAACUACAGGCUACCACAUCCAGCCCGUCAACGCUACCGGUGAGCCUUCGGGUGGCGGCGAUUCCGUUGACGAGCUUCCUCCGUGGAGUGGAUUACAGGCUGGUGCUGAAAGGCUAACUGGCCUGCUGGAGUACCUUACUGCCUACUUCAACAACCCAACCAGAGCCCCUGUUAAUGUGCCGUUGGGAGAGUUGCUCGACUUGACGACUAGGCUUACUCUUGUUAUUCCUCCCUCUCUUGGUGCUGAAGACUCCAUCGAGACGAAUCCAGCCAUUGGAAGGGAUGAGAAGGCCGAGCUUUGGAGUGCGCUUCCCGACAUCCACCACGCUGUGCUCCGCCUUCACUGUGCUAUCAUUCGCCGUCUUGAGGCCAAUGCAAUCCCCCUUGCAACUGACAUCAUUGACCAGAUGGUGCGAGUCUCGACUGCGAGCAAGCAGCUUCCUUCGGUUCGCGAAACGGCCUACAUUCUGGCCAAGGAAAUCCUGCUUCUCGCUGGCUCGACGCUACCCAAGCUCACAGUCGACAUUCUUAUCCCUCUCAUUCAGUCCUCUUGUCACGACAUCCUGACCGCUGCUGGUCAUGCCCAGCCUGCUCAGUCGCAGUCAUCCGUCCCUGUCACCGCCUCUAAGCAACAAAAGUCAUCCAGCCCGGCCCUUACCAACGCAGAUGCCUUCCUUCCCGGCCAAUCCUCCUCCUCUACCCCGAAAACUUCAACUGCCUCUCCGGUCUCCCAAGCCGCAUCCGCCCUGCUCCCAACUUUCUUCACCCACCUUCCUCAGAAACACCUCCCUCCUGAUAUCCGUGGCCUGCUGGACCGCACCGCUAUCCUGUCUCACAACCAGUCUGCUAUGUUGGCCAGCUGUCUGCACCCGUACCGCGACAGCCGCGGCCGGUAUUACCCCAGCAUUCUUCCCUUCUUGGUCCGGCGAUUCCCUAGGGAUGAAAGCGUCGAGGUGUUGAGGAGCAACUUGGUUAAAGUAGGGGGAAGCGAUGCAAGCAGAGGAUGGGAUUUGAGUAAUGGUGUGACCAGAGAUAUAAGCUAUGGCAGAGAGUUCGCUCAAGAGAUGAUCAGUGAGGAAAAGGGGGUUGUCAAGGAGGACGAAACCUUCGCUAAGGAAAUUGAGCCAGUAAAGAGCACAGCGAAACCAGCGACCAGCGCCAACGCAUGGGGAGUUGAGAUGGAGCUCGACGUCGAGCACGUCAAUGUUGCCCCCAUCCCCGAGACAACGAAUCCCUUCGCCACAGUCGUCGGCACUACCAGCCAGCCCUCCACUUUGAUACAACCAGCCUGUCCGUCCUCUCCGCUCAAACGAAAGAGUGAUGCAGAGGAGUUCGAUGAAGGCAGCCGCCCCAAGAGAGUCGACACAGGCAAGGCUGUUUCGCACCCUCAGAUGGCUGUCAUCAGCUCUGUUCCCAAGCCAGAAGAGGACAAAAGCGAUGAGAGUAGUGAUAGCGAAGGCAGUGUACAGAUUGACAUGACGCUCGAAGACGAUGAGGAGGAUGAAGAAGAGGAAGAUGAGUGA